GCGCGCGGGCUGGGCGGGCCCGGCAGCAGCCGGCGGGGUUCGGCCUGGCGCGGUCUGCGUCCGCGCGGGACUCGGCCGGUUCUACCGGAACCACGCGGGGCCUGCGCCCUGGAGCGCGCUCGGGGACGCGGCGAGUGCGGGGGCGGAGCAGCGGGGCUGAGUCUGACGCUGGGGGCUGGAGACGCCUGUACGUCCCACGGCUCUGCAUCUCCGAGCCGGUGGAUCCCGCCGGACUCACUAGGGACGUCUCUGGACUGGGAUCGAAAACCGGCCCUUUCCUCCUGCCUUCCCGCAAAGGCUGGAAAUGCGCCUCGGGAGGAGAGAACCCGGAUGGGCCCGUGCCCGAGUCUUUCCAGGGUGCUGUCGCUGGAGGGGUGCGGAGGGUGGAGAACACAUUAGUGGAGAGCACCGCCCCGCGCCGUGCAGGGUUUGAGCAGCUCUGGCCCCCGGGGCGCUCAAUGACAGUAACUCCCCUGCUCCCCCGCCCCGCCACCGGCCUUUAGUGACAGCCCCCAAACCCGCCUCCACAAAUGUCCAAACGUUGCCAGCUCUGCCGUCCCAAAGCACAGGUGUUACAGCUUCCCGGGUUUGGAUCUGGCCGCCAUUUGUGAGCCUCAGAGGUUCCUGAUCUGUAAACAUUAAUAUUUACAGGUUGAUUGUGAGUAUUGACAUGAACAGGGCCUAGUAUGGAGCUGAUACAUAGCGUUCAAGAAAAAAUGUACUCAGACACUCGUUAAAGACGUAUCUCUCUGAGAGGCUCUGUGAAGACCUGGUUCUCCCCAGAGACAGCUCCAUCAGAAGCUCUCCUCCUGAAAGGACUUGCCAAGCCGCAUGAUGCCUGUUGAGCUGGGGCAGGCCCCUGUUCUGCUGCCGCCCCUGGCGAAGGCUGAGGACCCUCCGUGUUCUGGACCAGAUGCCACCCCUCGAGAGGAGCUCUCUGGCCCUGAGGCUGCACACCAGCUUUUCAGGCAGUUUCGUUACCAGGCGACAUCUGGGCCCCAUGAGACCCUGAGACAGCUGCGGAAGCUCUGUUUCCAGUGGCUGCAGCCAGAGGUGCACACCAAGGAGCAGAUCCUGGAGAUCCUCACGUUGGAGCAGUUCCUGACUAUCCUGCCCGGGGAGAUCCAGAUGUGGGUGCGGAAACAGCGUCCAGGCAGUGGAGAGGAGGCCGUGACCCUUGUGGAGAGCUUGAAGGGAGAUCCCCAGAGACUGUGGCAGUGGAUAAGCAGCCAAGUUCUAGGACAGGAAAUUUUAUCAGAGAAGUUGGGACCUGCAAGCUGCGCAGCGGGGGACAUGGAGCCCCCUCUCGAAGUGGUGCCUCAGGAGCUGGGACUUGAGAAUUUGCCCUCUGGGCCUGGGGAGCCACUGCACUGCGCUGUGAAGGAGGAGUCUGACACGGAACAAGAGUCGGUGGUGGCUGCUUCCCAGCUUCCUGCCCAGCCUGAAGAGAGGCUCAGCGGGGACCAGGCCUUUGGAGCCUCUCUUCUCCAAACAGCACCGCAGGUGCAGUGGAGGCACCUGGAUUCCACUCAGAAGGAGCAGUACUGGGACCUCAUGCUGGAGACCUAUGGGAAAAUGGUCUCAGGAGGCUGAUGUGAAGAUCAAAUCAACUGAGUUGAUGAACGCGGCAGCAUCUGAAAGCUAUAAAGCACUACAUAAAUGUACAGGAUAAUUAAUAUUCACCCUUCCUUGUAUUGUUAACACACAAUACAUUCUCUAGGAAAAGAGCUGGUGUUAGAAAAAAAGGAGGUAAAAAUUCAUCACCCUGUCACAAAUGGGUCUCCGGUGCUGUCAUAGCAAAAACUGGGAUGGAAUUUUAAUGGUAGCUGAAAGCUGCUGCUGGGGUAGAAGACAAACGGCUAACAUACUUCUGUCUUUGGAGCUGAAUUUGAAGAAACAGCCCUCUCUCAGUGAGCUGCCAUUUGGACAUUAUUCACAAAAAGAUAAAAAGAUAGUGUGGAGGCAUUGUUCCAAAAUCCACUGGACGUGGGGUAGCAGUUCUGUUCUGUCGCCGAUGGGGCUGUGGAGCAUUUGGGGAGCAGGCGUGCCAGUGAGGGACCCGUCAGCGAAGGGAGCAGACCCACAGCUGCAGACAGGACCCGCUUCUACCCCUUCUCAGGGGGCAGCGGGCCCCAGGGACGUGGUCUGCUUUAUUUGUACACAGGGACACCUCUGCCUUUUUUCCUUUUUGGGAAAGUGAGAAAUGCUUACUGCAAAAAUCUCAACAUUACAGAUACUUAGGAUAUUGGGAGCAAAAUCUUCCCACCAUCUUGCCUCUUCCCUUCAAAGGGGAAAGAAAAGCCACUGUUAGCUGUUCAUUUUUUUGGCUUAUAGUUCCUGCAGUUGUCCUUCAGUGCAUACAACUCUCCACCACCUUCCGUUCCCCCUCCGUCCAUGUCCUUAACCACCAUGCCCGUCCGCGGUGCCCUCCUCCUGCCUUCCUCUUCCCACCGCCCCCCCACCUCCCUUCCCUUUUCUCCACCCAUCAUUAAGGGAAGCAUACCUCACAUGGCUUUUUCAGCUGUGUUCUUUUAAUCUAUACAAUGACUCUUGGACACAUUCCUUGUUAGUAUGUAUGCAUAUGUCCUUUUUUGUUUAACAGUAUAUAUGUGUAUGUAUGUGACUGUUUCAGCAUAUGCAAUUUAUUGCAUCUUUCCCCUAUUGAUGGAUAUUUGGUGUGUUUAUCACUUCUGCUACUAGCAAUGCUGCACUAGAUAAAUAUAAAUAUAUCAUCAAAUCUGUGCACUGCUGAGUGUUUCCACUGGCUGAAUUCCUAGAGAUAGAAUUAUGAGUAAAAAGUAAGAACUUUUUAAAUGCCAGUAGCUAUUGUCAAAUUGUCCUCUAAGUAAAACCUCUACCAAUAGGGAGGAACAUGCGUGUUUUCUUCUGUCCUCAACCACUGGAUAUUAUCACAUUUAAAAACCUUCCCUGUUAGGUGAAAAAUGAGAUGUUGCUCAACUUCAUUUAGUUGUGAGUGACUCUGAGAACACAUUACUAUUUUUAUUGGCCAUUUAUUUGUAUUAUUAUGUGAAUUUCUUUUGUGUCUGGGUUCUUCCCCCUCCUCUCUUCUUUCUCCUUCUCUUUUCAUAUGUAAGAGCUCUUUGUAGACUAGCAAAACUGUCCGCUUCCCUGUGGUAUCUGUGCUACCAAUAGGUUCUCCAAGUUUGACUUUGUUCAGGAUAUUUUUUGCUUUGCAAAUAUUAAAAAUUUUUUAAGACAUCAAAUUUUUCAAUCUUUUCCUUUAUAGAUUCUGAGUUGCCUUUUUUUUUAAAGGUUUUAUAAGGCUUUCAUAAGAUCAUAAAAGCAUUCUCCCAAGGAUUAGGGAGCCAGGGACCCUGCUUCACCUCUCUCCUUAUGACUCACCA
Messenger RNA from Manis javanica (Malayan pangolin), 3365 nucleotides. Lineage: Eukaryota; Metazoa; Chordata; Mammalia; Pholidota; Manidae. The record is from RefSeq and is a predicted model, not a curated record.